GCUGUGUGUUGUCGAGACGCAUGAAGACGUGUAGGCCUAUAGAGUCUAACAGUUAAAAAAAGUUCUGCUUAUUUUGAUAAUGGACACACUGGUUUAAUAAUUGAGACCAUUCCCAUCUCUCAAAAUGGCAUCCGAUCCAGAGAGCGAUCUGCACAAACUUGAAGAUUCUCCUACACAAAAGAAGAUUGACCAGUGGAUCAAAGAUGGUAUUGACUUAGUGUGUCUAAUUGACAAUGGUGAGAUAAGAGAUGCAGUUGGUGUAAGAAAAUAUCUUGCUUUGUCAAACAAUCCCAUUGACAAAAGGAAUGAUACAGGACAAACACCAUUGAUGGUUGCAUGCAGAAAAAGAAAGAAGGAUGUUGUUAGUUUUGUGUUGGGAGCUGGGGCUGACCCUAACCUGACUUGCAGUGUUAACGGUAGUACUGCACUUCAUUAUGCCUGCCAAGGGGAGGGAAGUGUAAUGUUGCGAUGUAGAGAGGAACCAAGUUACCCUCAAGACGAGCUCCGUGACAUCAUCAAUAUUGUGAAAGUACUUGCAAGUUAUGGCGCUGUUCUGCAGGUAAAUUACAAGGGAUUGAGUCCAGUUUAUAUUGCAGCUUUGAAUAGUUUCAAAGAUGUUGUGGAUUUCUUCGUAUCAAGCAAUAUGCUAACGGUGCCAAUGAGUGUCAAGGUUAAAGCAUAUGAACUGUUGGGAGCUUCGCAGGCAGUCUUUGAUAAGCACCAUACUAUGGAUGCCUGUAAAUCAUUUCAUCUAGCUGCAUCUUUUCAUUCUUCUGAGGAUAGCAAUGUAACACCUUGCCAUGUCACCUCUGAUCUUGAUGCCUGGUUUGUAAAUUUGAUGGACAAAAAGAAUCCAAGUGACUCUGAAAUGUCUGAGGUCAAAGUGAAAGCCUUGUCCAUUGCUGUUAAAAGCUUACCAAACAAGGCCCUUGACGACUUCUGGGAUGAUUCAACCAGUCUUGCCGCAGAUGACUUAUUUAAUGGAAAGGCUGUUGAGAAAGGAUAUGAACUGUUUGCUGCACUCAUAAAAGCUGAAAUGAAGCAUGAGAGUCUCUCUGGCUCUGUCAUGGAGAUAAUGGAUGAGGAGGGUACAUCAACGCUCUAUCAGGAUUCACCAAAGUUACACAUGCCUUUUAUUCCUAAACUGUUGGAGGAUUAUGCUGAUGCUUAUAGAAUCAGCAAUACCCAGCCCCCAUACAAGAGCAUUGAACAUAUGGGGAAUAUGAUAUUCAACAUUGCAUAUUACUUGUCUGAAUCCAAAUACCUAAUGGAAUGCCUUCCGUUCAUUGGCCACAUAGUUAACAUGAAGAGGAAAGAUGUGCAAGGAAAUGACGGGGAUGAACGGAAAUCAAUUUUGCAUGUCUUCUUUGAACGGAUGGCAGAUGCUAUGUGGGAGGAUGUGUACAGCUGGCAAAGCAAACAAACAAGAAAUAGAUUGAAGUUUACCAUUUGUAGGCUCCUCCACUACAAUGGUCUGGACAGAGACUUGGACAAAUCCCUCUUGGAAACACUAUUUGAGGUUGCUCCUGUUGCUCGUGAUAUGGAUUUUAUUGUGUCAGUUGCACAAGUAUUGAUACGGUAUGGGUGCCCUACUGAGGAUGGUUGCCUUGUCCUUGGUGAUAUUGAGGAUGAUGACCAAGUGUUGUCAGAGUUAUUAGAACCUACAAAACCAAUCCCUCUAGAGGAACUAGCUGCCAGAGCAAUACUCAACAAUAGGAUACCAUACAGAAAGAUGCUUCCUGAUGUCUUGUGUGAAAAAAUAGAGGGUGAAAAGCUGUUCCCUGAUCCGUCUGAUUUGAAUUCAUCAACUGAAUCAGACAAUGACUGAAACCAUAAAUUCCUGUUUCAUUCUAGAUGAGUUCUUGAUGCAUGGAGAUUCUUGAGGCAUUUGGUCCGAGAUCCAUACUGAUAUCCUGAUGGCAUCAGAGUCAGAAAACAAUUGUCAAGAAGUUGGGGAUCCUCCUUGCCAGAAGGAGAAGAUUGAUCAGUGGGUCAAAGAUGGUGUUGAUUUGGUUUCUCUGAUGCAUGAAGGGAAGGUGAGCUACGCGGAUGAUGUGAGACAAUACCUCGCCCUUUCAAACAAUCCCGCUUGUGUGGAUAAACCAAAUGGAGUAGGACAAACACCAUUGAUGAUUGCCUGCAGGAAUAGACAGAAAGACAUUGCUAAUCUCUUAUUGGAAGCUGGAGCUGACCCUAACCUGACUUGCACUUAUUAUGGUUGCACUGCACUUCAUUAUGCCUGCGAAGGGGAGAAAAGUCUAAUAAUACAGUGUAGAGAGGAACCAAACUACCCUCAACGUGAGCUCGGUGACAUCUUAGAGAUUGUGGAAGCACUUGGCAAUCAGGGCGCAGUUCUAAAGAUGAAUGAUAAGGGGUUGAGUCCAGUUUGUGUUGCAGCUUUGAACAGUUUCAAAGAUGUUGUGGAUUACUUUGCUUCCAGCUCUGUUAUUUCAAUGCCUGUUGAUGUCAAGGUUAAAGCAUAUGAACUGUUGGGAGUUUCGCAGGCAGUCUUUGAUAAGCACCAUACUAUGGAUGCGUGUAAGUCAUUUCAUCUAGCUGCAUCGUUUUGUUCUUCUGAGGAUAGCAACGUAACACCUUGCCAUGUCACCCCUGAUCUUGAUGCCUGGUUUGUUAAUUUGAAGGACACAGAGAAUCCAAGUGACAAUGAUAUGUUUGUGGUCAAAGCAAAAGCCAUCGUCAUUGGUUUGCAUUGUCUUUCUGAUGAAACCAGAAAUGAACAUGACUUCUACGACACCUUGGCUGAAUACGGUCAGCUAGCAUUGUUUGAAGGCAAAGCUCCACAAGAAGGAUAUGAGAUGCUUCGAGACCAUAUACACGGAGAGAUGACGGAUGAAUACACAACAAUAGGGACAGUGAUGGAGAUGAUCAGGGAUGCAUUAGAACCUGCUCUAUGUACCCGUCGUGGUGAAUCUUCAAUGUUAAAACAUAUCAUCAAACUGUUGGAUACCUAUGCUGAAGAAGUUGAUGCAGAUAGCAGUGAGCAGCUAGAUGUGUGGGAAGUAGUUGAGGUUCUUGGCAAUGUGAUGUUUGGGUUUACAUAUUAUCACUCUCAGACAAAAUACCUAGAGUCCAGUUUUCCAUCUGUGGUACGUGCUUUCAACUGUCUCAAAAAAAUUGCUACAGUUUAUGAUGCAGAGAUGGAGAAGUCAAUUCUGGCAGUCUUUAUGGAUAAGUUGGCUCAAACAAUGUGGGAAGAUAUGUACUGUGGCCAGAGCAACGAGACAAAGAAACGCUUGAAGUAUACUAUCUGUCGACUCCUCCACUACAUUGGCUUUGAUCCAGACACAGAUACCUUCUUGUUAGACACCUUCCUUCAAGUUUUCCGUGUUGCUUAUGAUACAGAGUGGAUACUCUCCAUUGCUCAUGUGUUGAUCCGUUAUGGUUGUGACACUUCAAGCGUUACGCUCGUGGAUGUGGAUGAAGAUGAUGAAGAUAUGCCACUACUGAAGGAACUCUUAAGUCCAUCCACUAGUCCUCUCACACUUGAGGAGCUUUCUGCUCGGGCAUUACUCUGCUAUAGGAUACCAUACAGAGAGAGACUUCCUGAUAUCCUGUGUGAGAAAAUAGAAGGAGAAAAGCUGCAUCCAGAUCGUUCUGAAUUGUACUCUUCACCAGAAAAUUCUGAUUCAGAUUAAAAUAGGAUUCAUGUCAAGUUGAUUUGAUAGGAAAAUUCAUCGAAAUUUCAAGAUAACUUGACUACUCACUAUAGUGUCUGGCUAGCACAAGUUUUGUUGAACCAUACAAUAUGUGGGUUACAUGUUUGUAAAUAAUUUCAUUUUUUUUUAGUUUGUACACAUGUGCAUGUACUAUACAAUAUUGCACACUUUACUGCAGGGGCUUCAGGUCUGUUGUCUGGUAUGCAGAAUAUUUAUUCAUAGAUGUUGUAUCACCUUGUUUAUAUUUUUGUACAAAACUUUUUAUAGUGAAUGAUUCCAGCUGAUGGGUAGAUCUUAUGAGCAAACAGAUCAAUCUUUAGAAUCUUCAUGUAUUUCUGGAGAUAAUGUGAAAGAGAGUAAGAGACAAACAUUACAUUUGCUUGGGAAGUCUUAAUGUCACAUUUCAAUCAAGCAUCCAAUCCCUCUUGUUUGGUUUGACUGGUCACUUCAUAUUACUACAGCAUUUUUAACUUUAUUUUGAAUAAUAUUCAGCAAGUUGUUCACUUCUGUUUAAACAGUUGAAUCUUUCCCUUUGGAUAGAUUUUUUUAUAUACGUCUGUCUGUCCGUCCAUCCGUUAACUCUUUUAUAAUCGCAGUAACUUCAUUUUAAGUUAACCUAAGGUCCUAGGCUCAUAUAAUUUGGUGUGUAUGAUACUAGCAUGGAUACCAGGAAGCCCAUUGUUUUUGAGGUCAGAAGGUAAAAAGUGAAGUAGCCACCUUCCACUUUAUUUGCUUGACCAAUAACUCAAUUUUCCGCGUUACAGGCGGGUGUAUUAUGUGCUCACCUUAGUGAAAAGUUUUAAGUUCUCUGGCCCAAACUUGCAAAGUUGAGGGUUGUGUGAUGAAUUAUUGAUCAAUUGUGAUCACUUUUUCGUUUGAGAAAAUUUCAUGCGUUAUUAAAUUGAAAUGUAAUGCAUGAGUGAUCGUGAAUUGCAAUUUUUAGUGCAGCAUUUUUACUUUAUCAUGUGGAUCUCAGCAAUGUGUUUAUGAGAGUCAGAAAAAUCAUAAGAUAGGACUUAAGUAGGUGAAGUACAUUGGUGGGAUAAAGGUCAACAGAACGAUUAGCAACCCCUCCCCCACCUCUCUCCUCCUUAGAGACUAAACUUGGCUAGGCUUGGCAGGAAUUAGCCUUAGUUUUGUUUAUUGGUUCGUCAUUAGGAACUGGCAAAGCUAAGGGUGUUAUGCUAAAUACCGGUAAAUGAAUGAGAUAAGUUUGGGUUUCUUUGGCAAAUUGAUGAUGUUCAAA
Messenger RNA from Lytechinus variegatus (green sea urchin), 4923 nucleotides. RefSeq lists its product as uncharacterized. Bases 1917 to 3656 code for a protein of 579 amino acids. Gene Ontology annotation, molecular function: protein binding. The transcript has 3 exons. The record is from RefSeq and is a predicted model, not a curated record. Lineage: Eukaryota; Metazoa; Echinodermata; Echinoidea; Temnopleuroida; Toxopneustidae.